This is a messenger RNA of Budorcas taxicolor (takin), 5888 nucleotides long. RefSeq names its product plexin A4 (gene PLXNA4). The transcript is spliced from 31 exons. Gene Ontology annotation, molecular function: semaphorin receptor activity; protein binding. The coding region runs from base 1 to 5682 and encodes 1893 amino acids. Gene Ontology annotation, cellular component: semaphorin receptor complex. The record is from RefSeq and is a predicted model, not a curated record. NCBI's taxonomy places the organism in Eukaryota, Metazoa, Chordata, Mammalia, Artiodactyla, Bovidae. Gene Ontology annotation, biological process: semaphorin-plexin signaling pathway involved in axon guidance; regulation of cell shape; positive regulation of axonogenesis.
AUGAAAGCCAUGCCUUGGAACUGGACUUGCCUGCUCUCCCAUCUCCUGAUGGUGGGGAUGGGCUCCUCCACUCUGCUCCCCCGGCAGUCGCCCCCACCGUCCCAGAAGCGGUCUUUCGUCACGUUCCGCGGGGAGCCUGCGGAGAGCUUCAACCACCUGGUGGUGGAUGAGAGGACAGGGCACAUUUACGUGGGGGCUGUCAACCGGAUCUACAAGCUCUCCAGUGACCUGAAGGUCCUGGUGACCCACCAGACGGGGCCGGACGAGGACAACCCCAAGUGCUACCCGCCCCGCAUAGUCCAGACAUGCAAUGAGCCCCUGACCCCCACCAACAAUGUCAACAAAAUGCUGCUCAUAGACUACAAGGAGAACAGGCUAAUCGCCUGUGGGAGCCUGUACCAGGGCAUCUGCAAGCUGCUGAGGCUGGAGGACCUCUUCAAGCUGGGGGAGCCUUUCCACAAGAAGGAACACUACCUGUCGGGGGUCAACGAGAGUGGCUCCGUCUUUGGGGUGAUCGUCUCCUACAACAACCUGGAUGACAAGCUCUUCAUUGCCACCGCUGUGGAUGGGAAGCCGGAGUAUUUCCCCACCAUCUCCAGCCGGAAACUGACCAAGAACUCGGAGGCAGACGGCAUGUUCGCAUAUGUCUUCCAUGACGAGUUUGUGGCCUCGAUGAUCAAGAUCCCUUCGGACACCUUCACCGUCAUCCCCGACUUUGAUAUCUACUAUGUCUACGGCUUCAGCAGCGGCAACUUUGUCUACUUUUUGACCCUCCAGCCUGAGAUGGUGUCUCCCCCGGGCUCCACCACAAAGGAGCAGGUAUAUACGUCCAAGCUUGUGAGGCUUUGCAAGGAGGACACGGCCUUCAACUCCUACGUGGAGGUGCCCAUCGGCUGUGAGCGCGGCGGGGUGGAGUACCGCCUGCUGCAGGCCGCCUACCUGUCCAAAGCCGGGGCCGUGCUCGCCCAGACCCUCAGGGUCCGCCCAGAGGACGACCUCCUCUUCACGGUCUUCUCCAAAGGCCAGAAGCGGAAGAUGAAAUCCCUGGACGAGUCGGCCUUAUGCAUCUUCAUCCUGAAGCAGAUCAACGACCGCAUUAAGGAGCGGCUACAGUCCUGCUACCGGGGCGAGGGCACGCUGGACCUGGCCUGGCUCAAGGUGAAGGACAUUCCCUGCAGCAGCGCGCUCUUAACCAUUGAUGACAACUUCUGUGGCCUGGAUAUGAACGCCCCCCUGGGCGUGUCGGAGAUGGUGCGUGGCAUCCCCGUCUUCACAGAGGACAGGGACCGCAUGACUUCUGUCAUCGCUUACGUCUACAAGAAUCACUCUCUGGCCUUCGUGGGCACCAAAAGUGGCAAGCUGAAGAAGAUCCGGGUAGACGGGCCCCGGGGCAACGCCCUGCAGUAUGAGACGGUGCAGGUGGUGGAGCCCGGCCCCGUGCUCCGGGACAUGGCCUUCUCCAAGGACCGGGAGCAGCUCUACAUCAUGUCGGAAAGGCAGCUCACCAGAGUCCCCGUGGAGUCCUGCGGCCAGUAUCGGAGCUGCAGCGAGUGCCUUGGCGCGGGCGACCCCCACUGUGGCUGGUGUGUGCUCCACAACACGUGCACUCGGAAGGAGCGCUGUGAGCGGUCCAGAGAGCCCCGAAGGUUCGCCUCUGAGGUGAAGCAGUGCGUCCGGCUGACCGUCCACCCCAGCAACAUCUCCGUUUCUCAGUACAACGUCCUGCUGGUCCUGGAGACAUACAACGUCCCAGAGCUGACAGCUGGCGUCAACUGCACCUUUGAGGACCUGUCAGAGAUGGAUGGGCUGGUGAUAGGCAAUCAGAUCCAGUGUUACUCCCCGGCAGCCAAGGAGGUGCCUCGGAUCAUCAAGGAGAACGGGGACCACCACGUUGUCCAGCUGCAGCUCAAGUCGAAGGAGACGGGCAUGACCUUCGCCAGCACCAGCUUUGUCUUCUACAACUGCAGCGUCCACAAUUCGUGCCUGUCCUGUGUGGAGAGCCCGUACCGCUGCCACUGGUGUAAAUACCGCCACGUCUGCACCCAUGACCCCAAGUCUUGCUCCUUCCAGGAAGGCCGGGUGAAGCUGCCUGAGGACUGCCCCCAGCUGCUGCGCGUGGACAAGAUCCUGGUGCCCGUGGAGGUGAUCAAGCCCAUCACCCUCAAGGCCAAGAACCUUCCGCAGCCACAGUCGGGGCAGCGCGGCUACGAGUGCGUCCUCAACAUCCAGGGCAGCGAGCAGAGGGUGCCCGCCCUGCGCUUCAACAGCUCCAGCGUGCAGUGCCAGAACACCUCCUAUUCCUACGAAGGGAUGGAGAUCAACAACCUGCCGGUGGAGCUGACAGUUGUGUGGAAUGGGCACUUCAACAUUGACAACCCGGCUCAGAAUAAAGUUCACCUCUAUAAGUGCGGGGCCAUGCGUGAGAGCUGCGGGCUGUGCCUCAAGGCAGACCCGGACUUCGAAUGCGGCUGGUGCCAGAGCCAAGGGCAGUGCACCCUCCGGCAGCACUGCCCCGUCCACGAGAGCCAGUGGCUGGAGCUGUCGGGCACCAACAGCAAGUGCACGAACCCCCGCAUCACAGAGAUAAUCCCAGUGACAGGCCCCCGGGAAGGGGGCACCAAGGUCACCAUCCGAGGGGAGAACCUGGGCCUGGAAUUCCGGGACAUCGCCUCCCACGUCAAGGUGGCGGGCGUGGAGUGUAGCCCUUUGGUGGAUGGCUACAUCCCUGCCGAACAGAUCGUGUGUGAGAUGGGGGAGGCCAAGCCCAGCCAGCACGCCGGCUUCGUGGAGAUCUGUGUGGCCGUGUGUCGGCCUGAGUUCAUGGCCAGGUCCUCGCAGCUCUAUUACUUCAUGACGCUGACUCUCUCAGACCUGAAGCCUAGCCGGGGGCCCAGGUCCGGAGGCACACAGGUGACCAUCACGGGCACCAACCUGAACGCAGGCAGCAACGUGGUGGUGAUGUUCGGCAAGCAGCCCUGCCUCUUCCACAGGCGCUCUCCAUCCUACAUCGUCUGCAACACAACAUCCUCAGAUGAGGUGCUGGAAAUGAAGGUGACGGUGCAGGUGGACAGGGCCAAGAUCCACCAGGACCUGUUCUUCCAGUACGUGGAGGAUCCCACCAUCGUGCGGAUUGAGCCCGAGUGGAGCAUCGUCAGUGGAAACACACCCAUCGCUGUGUGGGGGACUCACCUGGACCUCAUACAGAACCCCCAGAUCCGGGCCAAGCAUGGAGGGAAGGAGCACAUCAAUCUCUGCGAGGUUCUGAACGCCACUGAGAUGACCUGCCAGGCUCCGGCCCUCGCUCUGGGGCCCGACCACCAGUCCGACCUGACAGAGAGGCCCGAGGAGUUUGGCUUCAUCCUGGACAAUGUCCAGUCCCUGCUAAUCCUCAACAUGACCAACUUCACCUACUACCCCAACCCUGUGUUUGAGGCCUUCAGCCCCUCGGGAAUCCUGGAGCUCAAGCCUGGCACACCCAUCAUCCUGAAGGGCAGGAAUCUGAUCCCACCUGUGGCUGGGGGCAACGUGAAGCUGAACUACACCGUGCUGGUUGGGGAGAAGCCGUGCGCCGUCACGGUGUCGGAUGUGCAGCUGCUCUGCGAGUCCCCCAACCUCAUCGGCAGGCACAAAGUGAUGGCCCGAGUCGGUGGCAUGGAGUACUCCCCAGGGAUGGUGUACAUAGCCCCGGACAGCCCGCUCAGCCUGCCCGCCAUUGUCAGCAUCGCUGUGGCCGGCGGCCUCCUUAUCAUCUUCAUCGUGGCCGUGCUCAUCGCCUACAAGCGCAAGUCCCGCGAGAGUGACCUGACUCUGAAGCGGCUGCAAAUGCAGAUGGACAACCUGGAGUCCCGCGUGGCCCUGGAGUGCAAGGAAGCCUUUGCCGAGCUGCAGACGGACAUCCACGAGUUGACCAGUGACCUUGACGGAGCCGGGAUUCCCUUCCUGGACUACAGAACCUACACCAUGCGGGUGCUGUUCCCGGGAAUCGAAGACCACCCUGUCCUCCGGGACCUCGAGGUCCCGGGCUACCGGCAGGAGCGCGUGGAGAAAGGCCUGAAGCUCUUCGCUCAGCUCAUCAACAACAAGGUGUUCCUGCUGUCCUUCAUCCGCACGCUGGAGUCUCAGCGCAGCUUUUCCAUGCGCGAUCGCGGCAACGUGGCCUCGCUCAUCAUGACGGUGCUGCAGAGCAAACUGGAGUAUGCCACCGACGUGCUGAAGCAGCUGCUGGCCGACCUCAUCGACAAGAACCUGGAGAGCAAGAACCACCCCAAGCUGCUGCUCAGGAGGACCGAAUCGGUGGCUGAGAAGAUGUUGACCAACUGGUUCACUUUCCUCCUCUACAAGUUCCUCAAGGAGUGCGCCGGGGAGCCCCUCUUCUCGCUGUUCUGCGCUAUCAAGCAGCAGAUGGAGAAGGGGCCCAUCGAUGCCAUCACGGGUGAGGCCCGCUACUCUCUGAGUGAGGACAAGCUCAUCCGCCAGCAGAUCGACUACAAGACCCUGGUCCUGAGCUGUGUCAAUCCCGACAACGCCAACAGUCCCGAGGUCCCAGUGAAGAUCCUCAACUGCGACACCAUUACUCAGGUCAAGGAGAAGAUUCUGGAUGCCAUCUUCAAGAACGUGCCCUGCUCCCACCGGCCCAAAGCUGCAGACAUGGACCUAGAGUGGCGACAAGGAAGCGGGGCGAGGAUGAUCCUGCAGGAUGAAGACAUCACCACUAAAAUCGAGAAUGACUGGAAGAGACUCAACACCCUGGCACAUUACCAGGUGCCAGAUGGUUCAGUGGUGGCCUUAGUGUCCAAGCAAGUGACAGCCUACAAUGCAGUGAACAACUCCACUGUCUCCAGGACCUCAGCGAGUAAAUACGAAAACAUGAUCCGGUACACAGGCAGCCCUGACAGCCUCCGUUCACGCACACCAAUGAUCACCCCCGACCUGGAAAGUGGAGUCAAGAUGUGGCACCUGGUGAAGAACCAUGAGCACGGGGAUCAGAAGGAGGGGGACCGGGGGAGCAAGAUGGUGUCUGAAAUCUAUCUCACACGACUGCUGGCCACUAAGGGCACGCUGCAGAAGUUCGUGGACGACCUGUUCGAGACCAUCUUCAGCACGGCGCACCGCGGUUCGGCCCUGCCCCUGGCCAUCAAGUACAUGUUCGACUUUCUGGACGAGCAGGCAGACAAGCACGGCAUCCACGACCCGCACGUCCGCCACACCUGGAAGAGCAACUGCCUGCCCCUGCGGUUUUGGGUCAACAUGAUCAAGAACCCCCAGUUUGUGUUUGACAUCCACAAGAACAGCAUCACGGACGCCUGCCUCUCCGUGGUGGCCCAGACCUUCAUGGACUCGUGCUCCACGUCGGAGCACCGGCUGGGCAAGGACUCCCCCUCCAACAAGCUGCUCUAUGCCAAGGACAUCCCCAGCUACAAGAACUGGGUGGAGAGGUAUUACUCAGACAUCGGGAAGAUGCCGGCCAUCAGCGACCAGGACAUGAACGCGUACCUGGCUGAGCAGUCCCGGAUGCACAUGAACGAGUUCAACACCAUGAGCGCCCUCUCGGAGAUCUUCUCCUACGUGGGCAAGUACAGUGAGGAGAUCCUCGGACCCCUGGACCACGAUGACCAGUGUGGGAAGCAGAAACUGGCCUACAAACUAGAACAAGUCGUAACCCUCAUGAGCUUAGACAGCUGAGAACCGUCCUUCCAGCCCGCCCGCUCCCGCCUCCCCCACCGGAGGGAGGGACACACCAAGCCGUGCCUCAGUCUAGAUUAUCAUCUUUACCAAGUGCAAGUUCCGACUGGCGCCAGCAGCAUCCCCUGAGCAGCGCUGUCUCCCUCUCCCUUUCUCUCUCUGCCUGCUUCUGUCUCUCCCGCCUUCCUGGAUCCCCUCUCUUUCAG